UCAUUCAUGAUCUUCUGUCAUUGCAAGAGCCACUCAAGAUCCAAUGUACAAAAGUCUCAAAGAACACCUCAUUUUUCAAUAAUUCAACAUUAGACAACCUAUUUUUCUAAGAUUCACAUGUGAGAGAGACGGAUGCAAACCAACCAACCACUCACCCUCCAUUCUCAAAGCCCCUAAACAGACACCACAGAUUCCAUUCUCAUCUCAAUCUCACUUUCUUGUAUCAUCACCAUCCUCACUCAUCAUGGUCUCCAGAUGUUUCACUCUCCAUCUCUCUCCUCAUCCCCACCACUCUCUCUCCUCUCCAAUCUUCCCAAAACCAAAACCCAAUUGCCCUCUCGCCACUCCUCUCACUCCAACUCCCCUAACAACCACACCAACUCUCAAAUUUCAGAGAUGUCACAAAUUUCAACCCAUGGCAUCAAAGCAGCCCAAAAUUAGCCCCCAAUUCGACGAAUCGCGCCCCGAUCCGACCCUAACCAACGAUGAUCUCAAGCCCACGAAGCCCGCGGACCGGACUUUUUCCGGGUUGGAGAUGGCCAGUUUGUGGGUCGGGCUUGUGGUGGGUGUUCCAACCUAUUACCUAGCCGGCAGCCUGGUUGACCUUGGCAUGUCAUGGUGGCAGGGAAUCGCCACUGUCGUUGCCGCCAACGUAAUCCUUUUGAUCCCACUAGUCCUCACGGGCCACCCGGGGACCCGUUACGGGAUCCCGUUCCCGGUCCUGGCCCGAUCCUCGUUCGGGAUCCGCGGGGCCCACGUCCCAACGCUCCUGAGAGCGUUGGUGGGCUGCGGGUGGUACGGGAUCGAGACGUGGAUUGGGGGCGAGGCGAUUUUCCUCCUCCUGCCCAAAUCGAUAAAGGAAUCACAAUCCCUCUCCCAAAAUCUCCCUUGGCUCGGUACUUCCCCACUUGAAUUUGCUUGUUUUGUUGUCUUUUGGUUUGUCCAAUUGGCCAUAGUGUGGAGAGGAAUGGAGGGGAUUAGAAAGCUUGAGAAAUACUCUGCCCCAAUUCUCAUUAUUCUCACAUCUAGUCUCCUAAUUUGGGCUUAUGUCAAAGCUGGUGGAUUUGGCUACAUGCUCUCUCUCUCCUCCAAACUCUCCAAUUCCCAAUUCUGGUCCCUCUUCUUUCCUUCUCUUACAGCCAACAUAAGUUUCUGGGCAACUUUAGCACUUAACAUCCCCGAUUUCACCCGGUACGCCAAGACCCAAAAGGAUCAAGUCCUUGGCCAAAUCGGGCUCCCGGUAUUCAUGGGUUUGUUCACAUUCGUCGGCCUGGCCGUAACCUCGUCCACCAAGGUGAUUUUCGGGCACGUGAUUUCGAGUCCGAUUCAACUCUUGGGCCAAAUCGGGGGAGUUUACACGAUAGUCCUCGCGAUUAUCGGAAUUAGCCUAGCCACCCUCACAACCAACAUUGCUGCCAAUGUGGUGGCCCCUGCCAAUGCGCUUGUCAAUCUAAGCCCGUCGAAAUUCACAUUCAAACGAGGUGCGCUUUUGACAGCAUUGCUUGGCAUUGCAUUCCAACCUUGGAGGCUGCUUAAGUCAAGUGAGAGCUUUGUGUACACUUGGCUUGUCGGGUACUCCGCGCUAUUGGGGCCGAUUGGUGGCAUAAUUCUGGUCGAUUAUUAUCUCAUUAAGCGAAUGAAUCUGUGCGUUAAUGAUUUGUACUCGUUGAGCCCCCGUGGGGAGUACUAUUACUCGGGCGGGUAUAAUUUGGCAGCGAUGGCGGCUUUGGCGGUUGGGAUUUUCCCGGUGGUGCCGGGCUUGUUGCAAAAGACUGGAGUGUUGAGUUACGUGCCUGAUUUGUUUGUGGUGAUUUAUAACAAUGCUUGGUUCUGUAGCUUCUUUUCUGCUGGGAUUCUUUACUGGAUUCUGUCCUUUUUGAGAGGGAAACAGGAGGAUUCUCAGCUUAUAGACCCCCUUAUAAACACAACAUAAAAUGUUUUUCCUUUCUUUGUUUUUGUUUUCUGAUCUCAUCUGUGGAACAUAAUAAGUUGUACAGGGCUCUAGAAAUGAUUGUAAAUAUGUUUUACAUUGGUGCCCAAUUCAUAUCUCAGUUAAUGAACACUUCCAAUGAUGUUGGUUUUGGCUU
This is a messenger RNA of Rhododendron vialii, 2087 nucleotides long. Its product is annotated as purine-uracil permease NCS1. The record is from RefSeq and is a predicted model, not a curated record. The transcript has a single exon. Gene Ontology annotation, molecular function: nucleobase transmembrane transporter activity. Bases 245 to 1933 code for a protein of 562 amino acids. Lineage: Eukaryota; Viridiplantae; Streptophyta; Magnoliopsida; Ericales; Ericaceae. Gene Ontology annotation, biological process: nucleobase transport; transmembrane transport. Gene Ontology annotation, cellular component: plasma membrane.